Molecule: messenger RNA, 12936 nt
Organism: Anguilla anguilla (European eel)
Lineage: Eukaryota; Metazoa; Chordata; Actinopteri; Anguilliformes; Anguillidae
Exons: 27
Coding region: 160-12936 (4258 amino acids)
Molecular function (GO): GTP binding
Source: RefSeq, a predicted model, not a curated record
ACUAUAGAAGUUUCACUUUUGCUCGAUCUGGAACACAGGAUUAUACGGAAACGACUCCAAUUUGUGAGUGGGAACAAUCAGGAGCUGUGUCAGUCAGUUGCUGCAGUGUGCUUCUGUAGGCUACGGACUUUCGGUAGUGUGGUUGUUGAAUUUGAAUUAAUGGACCAAGACAUAGCGACUGACAUGGCAGCUGGUGUUGUGACCUCUCAUCAUGGAGAGGAGCACCAUCUCUCAGAGCUGAGGAUUGUGCUGCUGGGGGGGAGACGGAAUGGAAAGAGUUCAGCAGGAAACACCAUCCUGGGCAGAGAGGAGUUUGAGUCUGGAGUAAGAACUGCACAGUGUGUGAAGAGACAGGGUGAAGUAGCUGGGAGACAGGUCACUGUGGUCGACACACCAGGCUGGUGGAAGACAUAUUCUGUGAAUGACACUGCAGAGCUGGAUAAACAGGAGAUUGUGCGCAGUGUGUCUCUGUGUCCCCCGGGACCCUGCGCUCUCUUCCUGGUCAUUAAUGUGAGCUCAGCCUUCAGAGAGGAACACAGAAGAUCAGCGGUGGAACACCUGGAGCUUCUCAGUGACAGAGUCUGGAGACACACUGUAGUGCUGUUCACCAGGGGAGACUGGCUGGGAGACACAACCAUUGAGCAGCACAUUGAGACUGAAGGGAGGGCCCUCCAAGAGCUCAUAGAGAAAUGUGGGAACAGGUAUCAUGUUCUCAACAAUAAGAACAGGACUGAUGGGACUCAGGUCACAGAGCUGCUGGAGAAGAUAGAGGAGAUGAUGGCAGGGCAUGGAGGCUCUCACUAUGAAGUAGAUAGAAUGCUCUUACAGGAGGUGGAAGAGAAGAGGAGUGCAGUGGAACAGCGAGUGAAACAGAGGAUGACGAAGGUUCAGAUGCAGAGAGAGACUCUCAGAGCACUUUUUGAGGGGGAGGAGCACCGUCUCUCAGAGCUGAGGAUUGUGCUGCUGGGGGGGAGACGGAGUGGGAAGAGUUCAGCAGGAAACACCAUCCUGGGCAGAGAGGAGUUUGAGUCUGGAAUAAGAACUGCACAGUGUGUGAAGAGGAAGGGUGAAGUAACUGGGAGACAGGUCACUGUGGUCGACACACCAGGCUGGUGGUUGACAUAUUCUGUGAAGAACACUGCAGAGCUGGAUAAACAGGAGAUUGUGCGCAGUGUGUCUUUGUGUCCCCCGGGACCCUGCGCUCUCUUCCUGGUCAUUGAUGUGAGCUCAGCCUUCAGAGAGGAACACAGAAGAUCAGUGGUGGAACACCUGGAGCUUCUCAGUGAGAGAGUUUGGAGACACGCUAUAGUGCUGUUCACCAGGGGAGACUGGCUGGGAGACACAACCAUUGAGCAGCGCAUUGAGACUGAAGGGAGGGCCCUCCAAGAGCUCAUAGAGAAAUGUGGGAACAGGUAUCAUGUUCUCAACAAUAAGAACAGGGCUGAUGGGACUCAGGUCCCAGAGCUGCUGGAGAAGAUAGAGGAGAUGAUGGCAGGGCAUGGAGGCUCUCACUAUGAAGUAGAUAGAAUGCUCUUACAGGAGGUGGAAGAGAAGAGGAGGGCAGUUGGAGAACGAAUGAAACAGAGAAUGACAAAGGUUCAGAAUCAGAGAAAAACUCUCAGAGCACUUUUUGAGGGGGAGGAGCACCGUCUCUCAGAGCUGAGGAUUGUGCUGCUGGGGGGGAGAUGGAGUGGGAAGAGUACAGCAGGAAACACCAUCCUGGGCAGAGAGGAGUUUGAGUCUGGAGUAAGAACUGCACAGUGUGUAAAGAGACAGGGUGAAGUAGCUGGGAGACAGGUCACUGUGGUCGACACACCAGGCUGGUGGGUGACAUAUUCUGUGAAGGACACUGCAGAGCUGGAUAAACAGGAGAUUGUGCGCAGUGUGUCUCUGUGUCCCCCGGGACCUUGCGCUCUCUUCCUGGUCAUUAAUGUGAGCUCAGCAUUCAGAGAGAAACACAGGAGAUCAGUGGUGGAACACCUGGAGCUUCUCAGUGAGAGAGUCUGGAGACACACUAUAGUGCUGUUCACCAGGGGAGACUGGCUGGGAGACACAACCAUUGAGCAGCACAUUGAGACUGAAGGGAGGGCCCUCCAAGAGCUCAUAGAGAAAUGUGGGAACAGGUAUCAUGUUCUCAACAAUAAGAACAGGGCUGAUGGGACUCAGGUCACAGAGCUGCUGGAGAAGAUAGAGGAGAUGAUGGCAGGGCAUGGAGGCUCUCUCUAUGAAGUAGAUAGAAUGCUCUUACAGGAUGUGGAAGAGAAGAGGAGUGCAGUGGAACAGCGAGUGAAACAGAGGAUGACGAAGGUUCAGAUGCAGAGAAAGACUCUCAGAGCACUUUUUGAGGGAGAGGAGCACCGUCUCUCAGAGCUGAGGAUUGUGCUGCUGGGGGGGAGACUGAGUGGGAAGAGUUCAGCAGGAAACACCAUCCUGGGCAGAGAGGAGUUUGAGUCUGGAAUUAGAACUGCACAGUGUGUGAAGAGACAGGGUGAAGUAGCUGGGAGACAGGUCACUGUGGUCGACACACCAGGCUGGUGGAAGACAUAUUCUGUUAUGGACACCACAGAGCUGGAUAAACAGGAGAUUGUGCGCAGUGUGUCUCUGUGUCCCCCGGGACCCUGCGCUCUCUUCCUGGUCAUUAAUGUGAGCACAGUGUUCAGAGAUACAGAGAAGAAAUCAGUGGUGGAACACCUGGAGCUUCUCAGUGAGAGAGUCUGGAGACACACUAUAGUGCUGUUCACCAGGGGAGACUGGCUGGGAGACACAACCAUUGAGCAGCACAUUGAGACUGAAGGGAGGGCCCUCCAAGAGCUCAUAGAGAAAUGUGGGAACAGGUAUCAUGUUCUCAACAAUGAGAACAGGGCUGAUGGGACUCAGGUCACAGAGCUGCUGGAGAAGAUAGAGGAGAUGAUGGCAGGGCAUGGAGACUCUCUCUAUGAAGUAGAUAGAAUGCUCUUACAGGAGGUGGAAGAGAAGAGGAGAGCAGUGGAACAGCGAGUGAAACAGAGGAUGACGAAGGUUCAGAUGCAGAGAAAGACUCUCAGAGCACUUUUUGAGGGGGAGGAGCACCGUCUCUCAGAGCUGAGGAUUGUGCUGCUGGGGGGGAGUCUGAGUGGGAAGAGUUCAGCAGGAAACACCAUCCUGGGCAGAGAGGAGUUUGAGUCUGGAAUAAGAACUGCACAGUAUGUGAAGAGACAGGGUGAAGUAGCUGGGAGACAGGUCACUGUGGUCGACACACCAGGCUGGUGGAAGAAUUAUUCUGUGAAGGACACCACAGAGCUGGAGAAACUGGAGAUUGUGCGCAGUGUGUCUCUGUGUCCCCCGGGACCCUGCGCUCUCUUCCUGGUCAUUAAUGUGAGCUCAGCGUUCAGAGAUACAGAGAAGAAAUCAGUGGUGGAACACCUGGAGCUUCUCGGUGAGAGAGUCUGGAGACACACUAUAGUGCUGUUCACCAGGGGAGACUGGCUGGGAGACACAACCAUUGAGCAGCACAUUGAGACUGAAGGGAGGGCCCUCCAAGAGCUCAUAGAGAAAUGUGGGAACAGGUAUCAUGUUCUCAACAAUGAGAACAGGGCUGAUGGGACUCAGGUCACAGAGCUGCUGGAGAAGAUAGAGGAGAUGAUGGCAGGGCAUGGAGGCUCUCACUGUGAAAUAGAUAGAAUGCUCUUACAGGAGGUAGAAGAGAAGAGGAGGACAGUGGAAGAACGAGUGAAACAGAGGAUGACGAAGGUUCAGAAUCAGAGAAAAACUCUCAGAGCACUUUUUGAGGGGGAGGAGCACCGUCUCUCAGAGCUGAGGAUUGUGCUGCUGGGGGGGAGACGGAGUGGGAAGAGUUCAGCAGGAAACACCAUCCUGGGCAGAGAGGAGUUUGAAUCUGGAAUAAGAACUGCACAGUGUGUGAUGAGACAGGGUGAAGUAGCUGGGAGACAGGUCACUGUGGUUGACACACCAGGCUGGUGGGUGACAUAUUCUGUGAAGGACACUGCAGAGCUGGAUAAACAGGAGGUUGUGCGCAGUGUGUCUCUGUGUCCCCCGGGACCCUGCGCUCUCUUCCUGGUCAUUAAUGUGAGCUCAGCAUUCAGAGAUACAGAGAAGAGAUCAGUGAUGGAACACCUGGAGCUUCUCAGUGAGAGAGUCUGGAGACACACUAUAGUGCUGUUCACCUGGGGAGACUGGCUGGGAGACACAACCAUUGAGCAGCACAUUGAGACUGAAGGGAGGGACCUCCAAGAGCUCAUAGAGAAAUGUGGGAACAGGUAUCAUGUUCUCAACAAUGAGAACAGGGCUGAUGGGACUCAGGUCACAGAGCUGCUGGAGAAGAUAGAGGAGAUGAUGGCAGGGCAUGGAGGCUCUCACUAUGAAAUAGAUAAAAUGCUCUUACAGGAGGUGGAAGAGAAGAGGAGGUCAUUGGAACAGCAAGUGAAACAGAGGAUGACGAAGGUUCAGAAUCAGAGAAAGACUCUCAGAGCACUUUUUGAGGGGCAGGAGCACCAUCUCUCAGAGCUGAGGAUUGUGCUGCUGGGGGAGGAUGAGAGUGGGAAGAGUUCAGCAGGAAACACCAUCCUGGGCAGAGAGGAGUUUGAGUCUGGAGUAAGAACUGCACAGUGUGUGAAGAGACAGGGUGAAGUAGCUGGGAGACAGGUCACUGUGGUCGACACACCAGGCUGGUGGGUGACAUAUUCUGUGAAGGACACUGCAGAGCUGGAGAAACAGGAGAUUGUGCGCAGUGUGUCUCUGUGUCCCCCGGGACCCUGCACUCUCUUCCUGGUCAUUGAUGUGAGCUCAGCAUUCAGAAAGGAACACAGGAGAUCAGUGGUGGAACACCUGGAGCUUCUCAGUGACAGAGUCUGGAGACACACUAUAGUGCUGUUCACCAGGGGAGACUGGCUGGGAGACACAACCAUUGAGCAGCACAUUGAGACUGAAGGGAGGGCCCUCCAAGAGCUCAUAGAGAAAUGUGGGAACAGGUAUCAUGUUCUCAACAAUGAGAACAGGGCUGAUGGGACUCAGGUCACAGAGCUGCUGGAGAAGGUAGAGGAGAUGGUGGCAGGGCAUGGAGGCUCUCACUAUGAAGUAGAUAGCAUGCUCUUACAGGAGGUGGAAGAGAAGAGGAGGGCAGUGGAACAGCGAGUGAAACAGAGGAUGACGAAGGUUCAGAUGCAGAGAAAGACUCUCAGAGCACUUUUUGAGGGGGAGGAGCACCGUCUCUCAGAGCUGAGGAUUGUGCUGCUGGGGGGGAGACGGAGUGGGAAGAGUUCAGCAGGAAACACCAUCCUGGGCAGAGAGGAGUUUGAGUCUGGAGUAAGAACUGCACAGUGUGUGAAGAGACAGGGUGAAGUAGCUGGGAGACAGGUCACUGUGGUCGACACACCAGGCUGGUGGAAUAAUUAUUCUGUGAAUGACACUGCAGAGCUGGAUAAACAGGAGAUUGUGCACAGUGUGUCUCUGUGUCCCCCGGGACCCUGCGCUCUCUUCCUGGUCACUAAUGUGAGCAAAGUGUUCAGUGAUACAGAGAGGAGAUCAGCGGAGGAACACCUGCAUCUUCUCAGUGAGAGAGUCUGGAGGCACACUAUAGUGCUGUUCACCAGGGGAGACUGGCUGGGAGACAGAACCAUUGAGCAGCACAUUGAGACUGGAGGGAGGGCCCUCCAAGAGCUCAUAGAGAAAUGUGGGAACAGGUAUCAUGUUCUCAACAAUAAGAACAGGGCUGAUGGGACUCAGGUCACAGAGCUGCUGGAGAAGAUAGAGGAGAUGAUGGCAGGGCAUGGAGGCUCUCUCUAUGAAAUAGAUAGAAUGCUCUUACAGGAGGUGGAAGAGAAGAGGAGUGCAGUGGAACAGCGAGUGAAACAAAGGAUGACGAAGGUUCAGAUGCAGAGAAAGAUUCUCAGAGCACUUUCUGAGGGGGAGGAGCACCGUCUCUCAGAGCUGAGGAUUGUGCUGCUGGGGGACAGACGGAGUGGGAAGAGUUCAGCAGGAAACACCAUCCUGGGCAGAGAGGAGUUUAAGUCUGGAAUAAGAGCUGCACAGUGUGUGAAGAGACAGGGUGAAGUAGCUGGGAGACAGGUCACUGUGGUCGACACACCAGGCUGGUGGAAGACAUAUUCUGUGAAGGACACGGCAGAGCUGGAUAAACAGGAGAUUGUGCGCAGUGUGGCUCUGUGUCCCCCGGGACCCUGCGCUCUCUUCCUGGUCAUUGAUGUGAGCUCAGCGUUCAGAGAUACAGAGAAGAAAUCAGUGGUGGAACACCUGGAGCUUCUCAGUGAGAGAGUCUGGAGACACACUAUAGUGCUGUUCACCAGGGGAGACUGGCUGGGAGACAGAACCAUUGAGCAGCACAUUGAGGCUAAAGGGAGGGCCCUCCAAGAGCUCAUAGAGAAAUGUGGGAACAGGUAUCAUGUUCUCAACAAUGAGAACAGGGCUGAUGGGACUCAGGUCACAGAGCUGCUGGAGAAGAUAGAGGAGAUGAUGGCAGGGCAUGGAAGCUGUCUCUAUGAAUUAGAUAGAAUGCUCUUCCAGGAGGUGGAAGAGAAGAGGAGGGCAGUGGAACAGCGAGUGAAACAGAGGAUGAUGAAGGUUCAGAUGCAGAGAAAGACUCUCAGAGCACUUUUUGAGGGGGAGGAGCACCGUCUCUCAGAGCUGAGGAUUGUGCUGCUGGGGGGGAGAUGGAGUGGGAAGAGUUCAGCAGGAAACACCAUCCUGGGCGGAGAGGAGUUUGAGUCUGGAAUAAGAACUGCACAGUGUGUGAAGAGACAGGGUGAAGUAGCUGGGAGACAGGUCACUGUGGUCGACACACCAGGCUGGUGGAAGAAUUAUUCUGUGAAUGACUCUGCAGAGCUGGAUAAACAGGAGGUUGUGCGCAGUGUGUCUCUGUGUCCCGCGGGACCCUGCGCUCUCUUCCUGGUCAUUAAUUUGAGCGCAGCUUUCAGAGAGGAACACAGGAGAUCAGUGGUGGAACACCUGGAGCUUCUCAGUGAGAGAGUCUGGAGACACACUAUAGUGCUGUUCACCUGUGGAGACUGGCUGGGAGACACAACCAUUGAGCAGAGCAUUGAGACUGAAGGGAGGGCCCUCCAAGAGCUCAUAGAGAAAUGUGGGAACAGGUAUCAUGUUCUCAACAAUGAGAACAGGGCUGAUGGGACUCAGGUCACAGAGCUGCUGGAGAAGAUAGAGGAGAUGAUGGCAGGGCAUGGAGGCUCUCACUAUGAAGUAGAUAGAAUGCUUUUACAGGAGGUGGAAGAGAAGAGGAGUGCAGUGGAACAGCGAGUGAAACAGAGGAUGACGAAGGUUCAGAUGCAGAGAAAGACUCUCAGAGCACUUUUUGAGGGGGAGGAGCACCGUCUCUCAGAGCUGAGGAUUGUGCUGCUGGGGGGGAGAUGCAGUGGGAAGAGUUCAGCAGGAAACACCAUCCUGGGCAGAGAGGAGUUUGAGUCUGGAAAAAGAACAGCACAGUGUGUGAAGAGACAGGGUGAAGUAGCUGGGAGACAGGUCACUGUGGUGGACACACCAGGCUGGUGGAGUGAUUAUUCUGUGAAUAGCACUGCAGAGCUGGAUAAGCAGGAGAUUAUGCACAGUGUUUCUCUGUGUCCCCCGGGACCCUGCUCUCUCUUCCUGGUCAUUAAUGUGAGCUCAGCCUUCAGAGAGGAACACAGAAGAUCAGCGGUGGGACACCUGGAGCUUCUCAGUGAGCGAGUCUGGAGACACACUAUAGUGCUGUUCACCUGUGGAGACUGGCUGGGAGACACAACCAUUGAGCAGCGCAUUGAGACUGAAGGGAGGGCCCUCCAAGAGCUCAUAGAGAAAUGUGGGAACAGGUAUCAUGUUCUCAAUAAUGUGAACAGGGCUGAUGGGACUCAGGUCACAGAGCUGCUGGAGAAGAUAGAGGAGAUGAUGGCAGGGCAUGGAGGCUCUCACUAUGAAGUAGAUAGAAUGCUUUUACAGGAGGUGGAAGAGAAGAGGAGUGCAGUGGAACAGCGAGUGAAACAGAGGAUGACAAAGGUUCAGAUGCAGAGAAAGACUCUCAGAGCACUUUUUGAGGGGGAGGAGCACCGUCUCUCAGAGUUGAGGAUUGUGCUGCUGGGGGGGAGACUGAGUGGGAAGAGUUCAGCAGGAAACACCAUCCUGGGCAGAGACGAGUUUGAGUCUGGAAUAAGAACUGCACAGUGUGUGAAGAGACAGGGUGAAGUAGCUGGGAGACAGGUCACUGUGGUGGACACACCAGGCUGGUGGAAUAAUUAUUCUGUGAAUAGCACUGCAGAGCUGGAUAAGCAGGAGAUUGUGCGCAGUGUGUCUCUGUGUCCCCUGGGACCCUGCGCUCUCUUCCUGGUCAUUAAUGUGAGCUCAGCCUUCAGAGAGGAACACAGGAGAUCAGCGGUGGAACACCUAGAGCUUCUCAGUGACAGAGUCUGGAGACACACUAUAGUGCUGUUCACCUGUGGAGACUGGCUGGGAGACACAACCAUUGAGCAGCGCAUUGAGACUGAAGGGAGGGCCCUCCAAGAGCUCAUAGAGAAAUGUGGGAACAGGUACCAUGCUCUCAACAAUAAGAACAGGGCUGAUGGGACUCAGGUCACAGAGCUGCUGGAGAAGAUAGAGGAGAUGGUAGCCAGGAACACAGGUGUUCCCUUCAGUAUAGAGGAGAGAGACAGAGACGGCAAAUUUACAGGAAAGAAAAUGGUUCAACAGAAGAGCUUUGAAGAGGAAUGGAGCAGAAGGGAGGAGGAGCUGAUAGAGAGAAUGUCAAAGAUUGUGGUUGACUCAAAGAAAGAGGGAUCCACACUGCCAUUCAAGAGGAGAAGCAGCUUGGAUCUUCCACCUUCUUUGAGUGGAGGGACUCCAGCCCCCUCUGAAGCAGGCAGCUCUAUGUGGGAUUCCCAUCCAGCUCUGAAACUUUCCAGUAGGAAGGUGUCAUGGUGGCUGAAAAGGAGUAAACCAGAGAGUUCAGCAUCAUCUGGAUACGGAACACUGAGUUCUGUAGUGAGUGAAGCAGAGGAGCCUGACAGGGUGACCCUGGAAGAGGACAGUAUGAAAAUGGACCAAGACAGAGGGACUGACAUGGCAGCUGGUGGUGUGAUCCCUCAUCAUGGGGAGGAGCACCGUCUCUCAGAUCUGAGGAUUGUGCUGCUUGGGGGGAGACUGAGUGGGAAGAGUUCAGCAGGAAACACCAUCCUGGGCAGAGAGGAGUUUGAGUCUGGAGUAAGAACUGCACAGUGUGUGAAGAGACAGGGUGAAGUAGCUGGGAGACAGGUCACUGUGGUCGACACACCAGGAUGGUGGAUAGAGUAUUCUGUGAAUGACACUGCAGAGCUGGAUAAACAGGAGAUUGUGCGCAGUGUGUCUCUGUGUCCCCCGGGACCCUGCGCUCUCUUCCUGGUCAUUAAUGUGUGCAAAGUGUUCAGCGAUCCAAAGAAGAGAUCAGUGGUGGAUCACCUGGAGCUUCUCAGUGAGCGAGUCUGGAGACACACUAUAGUGCUGUUCACCAGGGGAGACAGGCUGGGAGACACAAUCAUUGAGCAGCACAUUGAGACUGGAGGGAGGGCCCUCCAAGAGCUCAUAGAGAAAUGUGGGAACAGGUAUCAUGUUCUCAACAAUAAGAACAGGGCUGAUGGGACUCAGGUCACAGAGCUGCUGGAGAAGAUAGAGGAGAUGAUGGCAGGGCAUGGAGGCUCUCUCUAUGAAAUAGAUAGAAUGCUCUUACAGGAGGUGGAAGAGAAGAGGAGGGCAGUGGAACAGCGAGUGAAACAGAGGAUGACGAAGGUUCAGAAUCAGAGAAAGACUCUCAGAGCACUUUUUGAGGGGGAGGAGCACCGUCUCUCAGAGCUGAGGAUUGUGCUGCUGGGGCGGAGACAGAGUGGGAAGAGUUCAGCAGGAAACACCAUCCUGGGCAGAAAGGAGUUUGAGUCUGGAGUAAGAACUGCACAGUGUGUGAAGAGACAGGGUGAAGUAGCUGGGAGACAGGUCACUGUGGUCGACACACCAGGCUGGUGGAAGAGUUAUUCUGUGAAGGACACCACGGAGCUGGAUAAACAGGAGAUUGUGCGCAGUGUGUCUCUGUGUCCCCCGGGACCCUGCGCUCUCUUCCUGGUCAUUAAUGUGAGCUCAGUGUUCAGAGAUACAGAGAAGAAAUCAGCGGUGGAACACCUGGAGCUUCUCAGUGAGAGAGUCUGGAGACACACUAUAGUGCUGUUCACCAGGGGAGACUGGCUGGGAGACACAACCAUUGAGCAUCGCAUUGAGACUGAAGGGAGGGCCCUCCAAGAGCUCAUAGAGAAAUGUGGGAACAGGUAUCAUGUUCUCAACAAUGAGAACAGGGCUGAUGGGACUCAGGUCACAGAGCUGCUGGAGAAGAUAGAGGAGAUGAUGGCAGGGCAUGGAGGCUCUCUCUAUGAAAUAGAUAGAAUGCUCUUACAGGAGGUGGAAGAGAAGAGGAGGACAGUGGAAGAACGAGUGAAACAGAGGAUGAUGAAGGUUCAGAAUCAGAGAAAAACUCUCAGAGCACUUUUUGAGGGGGAGGAGCACCGUCUCUCAGAGCUGAGGAUUGUGCUGCUGGGGUGGAGACGGAGUGGGAAGAGUUCAGCAGGAAACACCAUCCUGGGCAGAGAGGAGUUUGAGUCUGGAGUAAGAACUGCACAGUGUGUGAAGAAACAGGGUGAAGUAGCUGGGAGACAGGUCACUGUGGUCGACACACCAGGCUGGUGGAAGAAUUAUUCUGUGAAGGACACCACAGAGCUGGAUAAACAGGAGAUUGUGCGCAGUGUGUCUCUGUGUCCCCCGGGACCCUGCGCUCUCUUCUUGGUCAUUAAUGUGAGCUCAGUGUUCAGAGAUACAGAGAAGAAAUCAGCGGUGGAACACCUGGAGCUUCUCAGUGAGAGAGUCUGGAGACACACUAUAGUGCUGUUCACCAGGGGAGACUGGCUGGGUGACACAACCAUUGAGCAUCGCAUUGAGACUGAAGGGAGGGCCCUCCAAGAGCUCAUAGAGAAAUGUGGGAACAGGUAUCAUGUUCUCAACAAUGAGAACAGGCCUGAUGGGACUCAGGUCACAGAGCUGCUGGAGAAGAUAGAGGAGAUGAUGGCAGGGCAUGGAAGCUCUCUCUAUGAAAUAGAUAGAAUGCUCUUACAGGAGGUGGAAGAGAGGAGGAAGGCAGUGGAAGAACGAGUGAAACAGAGGAUGAUGAAGGUUCAGAAUCAGAGAAAAACUCUCAGAGCACUUUUUGAGGGGGAGGAGCACCGUCUCUCAGAGCUGAGGAUUGUGCUGCUGGGGCGGAGACAGAGUGGGAAGAGUUCAGCAGGAAACACCAUCCUGGGCAGAAAGGAGUUUGAGUCUGGAAAAAGAACAGCACAGUGUGUGAAGAGACAGGGUGAAGUAGCUGGGAGACAGGUCACUGUGGUCGACACACCAGGAUGGUGGAUAGAGUAUUCUGUGAAUGACACUGCAGAGCUGGAUAAACAGGAGAUUGUGCGCAGUGUGUCUCUGUGUCCCCCGGGACCCUGCGCUCUCUUCCUGGUCAUUAAUGUGUGCAAAGUGUUCAGCGAUCCAAAGAAGAAAUCAGCGGUGGAACACCUGGAGCUUCUCAGUGAGAGAGUCUGGAGACACACUAUAGUGCUGUUCACCAGGGGAGACUGGCUGGGUGACACAACCAUUGAGCAUCGCAUUGAAACUGAAGGGAGGGCCCUCCAAGAGCUCAUAGAGAAAUGUGGGAACAGGUAUCAUGUUCUCAACAAUGAGAACAGGACUGAUGGGACUCAGGUCACAGAGCUGCUGGAGAAGAUAGAGGAGAUGAUGGCAGGGCAUGGAGGCUCUCUCUAUGAAAUAGAUAGAAUGCUCUUACAGGAGGUGGAAGAGAGGAGGAAGGCAGUGGAAGAACGAGUGAAACAGAGGAUGAUGAAGGUUCAGAAUCAGAGAAAAACUCUCAGAGCACUUUUUGAGGGGGAGGAGCACCGUCUCUCAGAGCUGAGGAUUGUGCUGCUGGGGUGGAGACGGAGUGGGAAGAGUUCAGCAGGAAACACCAUCCUGGGCAGAGAGGAGUUUGAGUCUGGAGUAAGAACUGCACAGUGUGUGAAGAGACAGGGUGAAGUAGCUGGGAGACAGGUCACUGUGGUCGACACACCAGGCUGGUGGAAGAGUUAUUCUGUGAAGGACACCACAGAGCUGGAGAAACAGGAGAUUGUGCGCAGUGUGUCUCUGUGUCCCCCGGGACCCUGCGCUCUCUUCCUGGUCAUUGAUGUGAGCUCAGCGUUCAGAGAUACAGAGAAGAAAUCAGUGGUGGAACACCUGGAGCUUCUCAGUGAGAGAGUCUGGAGACACACUAUAGUGCUGUUCACCAGGGGAGACUGGCUGGGAGACACAACCAUUGAGCAUCGCAUUGAAACUGAAGGGAGGGCCCUCCAAGAGCUCAUAGAGAAAUGUGGGAACAGGUAUCAUGUUCUCAACAAUGAGAACAGGCCUGAUGGGACUCAGGUCACAGAGCUGCUGGAGAAGAUAGAGGAGAUGGUAGCCAGGAACAAGAGUGUUCCCUUCUCUGUAGCCGAGAGAGACAGAGAUGGCAAGUAUGAAAGAAAGAAAAUGGUUCAAGAGGAGAGCUUUGAGGAGGAAUGGAGCAGAAGAGAGGAGGAGCUGAUAGAGAGAAUGUCAAAGAUUGUGGUUGACUCAAAGAAAGAGGGAUCCACACUGCCAUUCAAGAGGAGAAGUAGCUUCGAUUAUAUUCCGCCGUCCUUGAGUGGAGGGACUCCAGCCCCCUCUGAAGCAGGCAGCUCUGUGUGGGAUUAUCAAUCUGCUCAUGAGGUUUCCAGUAAGAAGGUGUCAUGGUGGCUGAAAAGGAGUAAACCAGAGAGUUCAGCAUCAUCUGGAUACGGAACACGGAGUUCUGUAGUGAGUGAAGCAGAGGAGCCUGACAGGGUGACACUGGAAGAGGACAGUGUAGGUGACACACCACACUAA